AUGGCUCUGCGCUACCCCGUGGCCGUGGGUCUCAAAAAGGGCCACAAGGUGACCAAGAACGUGAGCAAACCGAGGCACAGCCGCGGCCACGGGCGCCUCACCAAACACACGAAGUUCAUGCGGGACAUGAUCCGAGAAGUGUGUGGCUUUUCCAUGGAGCUGCUCAAGGUCCCCAAGGACAAACAGGCCCUCAAGUUCAUCAAGAAAAGAGGGGGAGGGGGGACACACAUCCGUGCUAAAAGGAAGCGGGAGGCGCUGAGCAACAUCCUGGGGAAAGCAGCUGCCAAGAAGGAUUGA
This is a messenger RNA of Nycticebus coucang (slow loris), 297 nucleotides long. Its product is annotated as 60S ribosomal protein L36-like. Gene Ontology annotation, biological process: cytoplasmic translation. The transcript has 2 exons. Gene Ontology annotation, molecular function: structural constituent of ribosome. Gene Ontology annotation, cellular component: cytosolic large ribosomal subunit; ribosome. The record is from RefSeq and is a predicted model, not a curated record. NCBI's taxonomy places the organism in Eukaryota, Metazoa, Chordata, Mammalia, Primates, Lorisidae. The coding region runs from base 1 to 297 and encodes 98 amino acids.